GUCGACUACGUGAUGACGUCAUUUCCCAGAGACGUCAUCUAUCAGCGACACACCGAGGCCAGUGGGAGGGAAUUGUUUGUACCAUUGAUUUGAAAAUGGCACCGUCACCUACAAAAAGGAAAGAGCGGUCUGAGGAUAAAACGAAGGAGCGAGGCAAAGAGAAGUCUGGAACCAAGGAAGGAACAGAUAAAGACCGCGGCCGAGACAAGACGCGCAAACGUCGCAGUGCAUCCACAGGAAGUAGCAGCAGCAGGUCCAGCUCGUCUUCCAGCAGCAGCUCCGGUUCUAGCUCCGGUUCCUCCAGUGGAUCCAGCUCCUCGUCCGGUUCCAGCCGCUCCGGUUCCUCCUCCCGCUCUUCCUCCUCCUCAUCCUCUUCAUCGGGGUCUCCUAGUCCCGGCCGCAGGAGGCACGAUAACCGCCGCAGGUCUCGUUCAAAGUCACAGAAACGAGGGGAGGAGAAGGAGAGGAAGAAGAGAUCUCCGAGCCCCAAACCCACCAAAAUUCACGUCGGACGACUCACCCGUAACGUUACCAAGGACCACAUUCAGGAGAUCUUCGCGACUUACGGCAAGAUAAAGAAUGUGGAGAUGCCCACGGACAGAUUCCACCCGCACCAGUCUCGAGGCUACGCCUACGUGGAGUAUGAAACGCCAGAGGAGGCGCAGAAAGCCCUCAAGUACAUGGAUGGAGGUCAGAUUGAUGGUCAGGAGAUCACCGCCAUCGCCAUAUUGACCCAGCGCACUCGCCCGCCCCCACGCCGCGCCUCGCCCCCCCGCAGGAUGCCUCCGCCCCCCCCCAUGUGGCGCCGCACCCCUCCCCGCAUGAGGAGAAGGUCUCGGUCACCACGGAGACGGUCACCUGUCCGCCGGCGUUCCCGCUCCAGGUCCCCGGGCCGCAGGCGCCACCGCUCCCGCUCCAGCUCCAACUCCUCCCGCUAGAGACCGGCGCGUGCGCACGUCCGUCCCCGCCGGCCGCCGUGUUCCGAGCGGCGUCGCCCGACUCUCUGUGCCGCAGUCGCCGCCGCCGUCUCUGUCGCCUCAGAGCCUACAGUAGUCACUGUCGACGUUAUUUUAUGAUUUUUAUUUUGAAUUAUUAAAGGUGGAAGAAGUCAAUGUCCUGGUGAAAUAUCACUUUUGUCUCAUUAAUAAUAGGUGCUGCAUACUGGAUUCACAGUGCUGUCUUGUUCUAGAAACAAUUUAGAUCAGACGGGGGAAUCAUUUUGCUACACACUGACUUUUGUACUUGAGUUUUGUCAAUUAAACUUAUAAAUGACCUUUUAA
This is a messenger RNA of Sardina pilchardus (European sardine), 1280 nucleotides long. RefSeq names its product RNA-binding protein with serine-rich domain 1. Lineage: Eukaryota; Metazoa; Chordata; Actinopteri; Clupeiformes; Clupeidae. Bases 96 to 938 code for a protein of 280 amino acids. The record is from RefSeq and is a predicted model, not a curated record. Gene Ontology annotation, cellular component: cytoplasm; nucleoplasm; ASAP complex. The transcript is spliced from 7 exons. Gene Ontology annotation, molecular function: RNA binding. Gene Ontology annotation, biological process: mRNA splicing, via spliceosome.